This is a messenger RNA of Panicum virgatum (switchgrass), 1781 nucleotides long. RefSeq lists its product as uncharacterized. The record is from RefSeq and is a predicted model, not a curated record. Lineage: Eukaryota; Viridiplantae; Streptophyta; Magnoliopsida; Poales; Poaceae. The transcript has 4 exons. Bases 22 to 1242 code for a protein of 406 amino acids.
CAGACAUCUUGUCUCUGUUGGAUGUUGCUGCUCCUGAAGAAGCCUGACUCAUGGACCUGCUCUCGGUUGUUCAAUUAUGCCUCAAGAACAAGUAUGUACCUUAGCUUGCUAAUCGACCUGCUCCUCUAUUCUCUCCAUUUUCAGAAAAGUUCAUUUAUGAUGGAGGACCGAAAGUGGAUGUAUAUUGACAACCGAACUUCUGAAGAAUACUUAUCUGGUGUCAAGUCAUUCAUAUCUGCAGUAGAGGCUGAUAUGUUGAGUCAAAACAAGUCCUCUAUGUUCUGCCCGUGCCGCGAUUUUAAGAACAUCAAGGAGUACAGAAACUCGCUGCAUAUUCAUGCUCAUCUCAUCAUUCGGGGAUUCAUAAAAAAAUACAAGUACACGUGUUGGAACAAACAUGGUGAGAUAGGAGUCAAUGAUGGAGAGCUGGAUGAAGAUCUCCCAGACAAGCAGCCGGACCAAGAUGAUAUGCAUACAUGUCAAGAUCUCAGUGACCACGAUGUUGUUGAUAUCAGUGGCAACUGUGCCCGUGUGAUUGAAAAUUUGGAGGAGAUGGUCCGUGAUACCAUGGAGAAUGAUGAUGACAUUGAUGGGGAGUUUGCUAAGUUGAAACAACUAGUGAGAGAUGCGAAGAUCCCAUUGUAUCCUGGUUGUAAGGAAAAGUAUACAAAGUUGUUCAUGAUGCUCAAGCUUUUGCAGUUGAAAGCGACCCAUCAUUGGACUGACCGAAGCUUCAAGGCAUUGCUGGAUCUACUACAUGAUAUGCUUCCAGAGGGGAAUGAAAUACCUAGGUCCACCUACGAUGCUAAGAAGAUUAUUUGCCCUAUGGGAUUGGAAGUAGAAAAGAUACACUCAUGUAAGAAUGAUUGCAUCCUAUUCUGUGGUGAUAAUACGGAUUUGACUGAAUGCCCAGAGUGUGGAGUCUCUCGAUACAAGCGUAGAAAAGAUGGUGGCGAUGAUAAAAGAAAGAAUGGAGCUCCUCGUAAGGUGGCAUGGUAUUUCCCAGUAAUACCCCAUGUGAAGCGCAUGUUUGCAAGUAAGAAGGAGGCUCAGUUGUUGCGCUGGCAUAAGGAAGGGCGCAAGGAUAACGAUAAUUAUCUACGGCAUCUAGCUGAUUCUGCCCAGUGGAGAAACUUCAAUGUGAUAUAUGGAAAAUUUGCAGAUGAUCCAAGAAAUAUUCGGUUUUGCUAUCUAUAUACAAUCUUCCGAUUUGGCUCUGUAACAAGAGAAAGUAUAUCAUGAUGCCACUUCUAAUGUCAGGCCCGCAUCAGCCAGGCAAUGACAUUGAUGUGUACCUCAGACCGCUUGUGGAUGAUCUCAAAAAACUUUGGUUACCUGGUGUUGAGGAUGUCUUCGAUGGGUACAAGCAAGAGCGCUUGUGGAUGAUCUCAAGUCCUGAGGAGUUUGAAGUGCCAACCGACCCCCUCGGCGAGAGUGAGCUAUCAAGUAUUCGGGGAGGAUUGGCCGCCGUUGUAUUGUCCCAAGUCAUCAACAAGAAGGGAGAGUUUCAUUGUGCCAAUCCAUCUUCUGUGAACUAGUCAAACUGCUAGUCCACCAAGUUCCAUAUGUGAAUCUACCUAUGUAACUGUGAUGUGACUUGUUUAUCUACCUAUGUAACUGUUAUGUGACUUGUUUAUCUACCUAUGUGAGUAUGUGAGACUUGUUUGUGAACUCGCACCAAGUUACUUUAUGAAACUAUGAUGCGACUUGUUUAUGAACCUGAAAUGUUCUGUCUGAAUGUUUCUGAAAUGUGAACCUAUUCUGUCUGAAUGUUCUGGUUU